CAGACAUCAUCUGGAUGACAUCAUGCACUGAGUGUAUGCAGAAUACCAGAUGAGAGCUGACAUUUCAGAUCGAUGCUCAGCCGGACAGAACCGGUUCCACACCAGAACCUUUCAGAAAUCUCACAAUGAAUCAUGGAGGAUCAGAGACACGAGUCUGAGCCAAUCAGAGCGCUGCAUUCCUCUCAACCAAUCAGAGCGCAGGGAGGUGAUGUAAUGCUUUAAAGAGCAGAAGUGGUGCUGAUGCUGCGCAGUCAAACAGCAGCAAAGAGACGAGACAAAACACACAGACACACAGACAUCACUCCAAGGAGCAGAGGUUCAGUGUAGACUCACCCUCAGAGACAGAACAAUGACUCUCGCAGCGUACAAAGAGAAGAUGAAGGAGCUCCCCCUGGUGGCAUACUUCUGCUCCUGCAUCCUUCCAGAGUCUAAAGAGAAAACCACCAAAAAAACUCACCAAGGCGUGGUGGAUCUGAACCUGUGCCUUAUCAAAGACAUGGAGGUGAUUGAGCUGAACAAGCGUUCCUCAGGUCAGGCCUUUGAGGUCAUCCUGAGGCCACCAUCGUUUGACGGUCAGAGAGAGUUUAAUCCCACCAUCCCACCCCGCAGAGACCCAUCACUGGAGGAGAUCCAGAAAAAGCUGGACGCUGCCGAAGAGAGGAGGAAGGGUCAGGAGGCUGAACUUCUGAAACAUUUGGCUGAAAAGAGAGAGCACGAGCGUGAAGUGGCUCAGAAAGCCAUGGAGGAACACAACAACUUCAUCAAAAUGGCCAAAGAGAAGCUGGAGCAGAGGAUGGAGAUCAACAAGGAGAACAGAGAAGCUCACAUCGCUGCCAUGCUCGAGCGCCUGCAGGAGAAGGAGAAACACGCUGAGGAGGUGAGGAAAACGAAAGCGCAGAUGGAGGUGGACUGGCAGUAGAACACAAAAACCCUGUGUUAUCCAUUUCUUUUUUAAUUAAUUUAAGAUGUCACAUGGAGGAAAUCUAGUCUGAUGGUUGAUGUUGUGAUGUAACCUUCACUGUAUAGGGAACAGGAAUGUGUGAUUUGGAUCGAAUUUCUGAGCUUCAGCGUGCGAUUUGUGUGCUGGAAAGCCAAAUAUACACUAGAAUAGCGUCAGAGAAAGAAAACUGUUCAUUAGCAAUUGGCGCAUCUUUUAUUUCCUUGUCACGUUGACGCUUUUGCAUGUUUUUAAUCUUACUGAGUUGUGAUGUGUCUUUGUGAUGAUGUAAGAACGUAAACUUGUAGUUUGUGUAGCUACAGUUGGUGUGUAUUAGCUUUGUUAGCUUUUUUUGUGUCGGGGGGAAAAAUGUAAAAUAAAAUAGCGACUAGAUAUCAGAGGAAGUGACACGAGAGACAUGUGAACCAUGGUGCUAAUCCCUGUUUGUUUUAA
Molecule: messenger RNA, 1390 nt
Organism: Neoarius graeffei (lesser salmon catfish)
Lineage: Eukaryota; Metazoa; Chordata; Actinopteri; Siluriformes; Ariidae
Gene: stmn4l
Product: stathmin-like 4, like
Exons: 8
Coding region: 350-919 (189 amino acids)
Biological process (GO): neuron projection development; microtubule depolymerization; regulation of microtubule polymerization or depolymerization
Cellular component (GO): cytoplasm; neuron projection
Molecular function (GO): tubulin binding
Source: RefSeq, a predicted model, not a curated record